Messenger RNA from Arctia plantaginis, 909 nucleotides. The record is from the annotation of a GenBank genome assembly. NCBI's taxonomy places the organism in Eukaryota, Metazoa, Arthropoda, Insecta, Lepidoptera, Erebidae.
AUGGACUUCGUUGUGGGCGGUCUUGCGGGUGUCGGUGCUGGAUUCUUCAGCAACCCAUUUGACGUGGUCAAGACCCGCAUGCAGUUACAAGGAGAACUGCGGUCAAAAGGCCAACAUGCAGUCCACUACAAGAAUAUACCCCAUGCUAUGUACACAAUAGUGAAACAUGAUGGGAUCGCUGCAUUGCAGAAGGGACUUGUACCAGCUUUGUGGUUCCAACUAGUUGUUAAUGGGGUAAGGUUAGGAAUAUAUCAGCAGUCAGAUAGUUUUGGUCUACUUCGAGAUGAGGAAAACAAUACUAAAUUCAUCAACAGCUUAAUAGUUGGUUCAAUAUCUGGCUUGUGUGGAGCUAUGCUUGGGAGUCCAUUACAGCUGGUGAAAACUCAGCUUAUGUCUUAUUCCUCUAAAAAGAUAGCUGUGGGGACACAACAUGCGCAUCCUGGAAUGAUGUAUGCGAUUCAGAAGAUUUACAGUAAUAAUGGUCUAACUGGCUUAUGGCGUGGGGCCCAUGGAAUGAUGCUCAGAAACUCAAUUGGAUCGGCAUCUCAGAUUGCAUCGUUUGCUGUGUGCAAAGAAUGGAUGGAUAACAACAAUAUGUUUCAACAAUCAAAAUAUUUGUCUACGUUCCUGGCAAGUAACAUUGGUGCUUUAGUAAAAACCGUGUGGCUCACACCAAUGGACGUUAUUAUGACUAGGCUGUAUAAUCAAGCCGUCGAUGCUAACGGCCGAGGUUUACUUUACACGGGUCUGAUGGACUGUGCUCGAAAAAUUACGAAGUCAGAAGGCCUUCUCGCCUUCUACAAAGGAAUGGGGCCCUCCUAUUUAAGACAAGCUCCUCACACAGUCCUCUUGUUGGUCUUCUGGGAUAUGCUGAAGGAUCUGCAAAAAAGUAUUGAAAAUAAAUGUUAA